GAGGUAUUACUGGGAAUCACUGGCAAGGACUUCACCAUCAUCGCCGCAUCGAAAGCGGCGAUGCGAGGCGCAACCAUUCUCAAGGCCAGCGAUGACAAGACGCGCACGCUCAACACGCAUACAUUGAUGGCAUUCAGCGGAGAAGCUGGCGAUACCGUCCAAUUCGCCGAGUACGUUCAAGCAAACGUGCAACUCUACAGCAUGCGCAACUCCAACCAUCUCACUCCCUACGAGACCGCCUCCUUCAUCCGCUCCGAGCUCGCAAAGUCACUCCGAUCCCGCAACCCAUACAACGUCAACCUCCUCCUCGGCGGAUACGACACGAUCGCCGACAAGCCUCAGCUCUUCUGGAUCGAUUACCUCGCGUCAUGUGCGCCGCUCCCAUAUGCCGCGCACGGCUACGCACAAUACUACUGCCUCUCAACACUCGACAAGCAUCACCACCCCGAUAUCACAUUUGAGCAGGGCAUGAAGAUCCUCCGAAUGUGCACGGACGAGCUCAAGAGACGUAUGCCGGUGGACUUCAAAGGUGUAUUGGUCAAGGUCAUCACAAAGGACGGUGUGAGGGAGGAGCCAUAUCCAGACAACUUCAAUGUCAUCACGCCGUAG
This is a messenger RNA of Zymoseptoria tritici IPO323, 609 nucleotides long. RefSeq names its product proteasome core particle subunit beta 4. The annotation marks the transcript as partial. Gene Ontology annotation, biological process: proteasomal protein catabolic process. Gene Ontology annotation, molecular function: peptidase activity. The transcript has 2 exons. The record is from RefSeq and is a predicted model, not a curated record. NCBI's taxonomy places the organism in Eukaryota, Fungi, Ascomycota, Dothideomycetes, Mycosphaerellales, Mycosphaerellaceae. Gene Ontology annotation, cellular component: cytosol; proteasome core complex; nucleus.